AUGGCGUCUGCUCAACAAAAGGCGUUUUGUGUGUUGCAGUUUGCCAAGGAUGAGUCAGUUGUUUCGGUCCAGCGUGCUUUUCGUCGACGUUUCGGCAUUGAUCCGCCUUCACCUAAAAACAUUCGUCGAUGGUAUCGCCAAUUUGAAGAGAAAGGGUGCUUGUGCAAAGGUAAAACUUCAGGCCGACCUCGCACUUCUGACGAAAUGGUGGAAACAGUUCGGCAAACAUAUGAGCUCAGUCCACGAACGUCUACUCGCCGUGCAAGCAGACAACUGGGUAUGCCUCACAUGCCUGUCUGGCGAGUGUUAAGACGUCGUUUGCUGUACAAACCAUACAGACUAAAAUUAGUACACGCUCUCCGGGUUGGUGAUAAAAGGAAACGUGUUGAAUUUAGUAAUGCUCUACUUGAGGACAUGGAAGUGGAUACAUUUUUAUCACGAUUAAUUUUCAGUGAUGAAGCAACAUUUCAUACUAGUGGUAAAGUAAACCGACGUAACGUGCGCAUAUGGGGACUCGAACAACCUCACAUUAUUCAGCAUGAACGAGACUCGCCGAAA
Homalodisca vitripennis (glassy-winged sharpshooter) is the source of this 558-nucleotide messenger RNA. RefSeq lists its product as uncharacterized. The annotation marks the transcript as partial. The record is from RefSeq and is a predicted model, not a curated record. The transcript has a single exon. Lineage: Eukaryota; Metazoa; Arthropoda; Insecta; Hemiptera; Cicadellidae. Gene Ontology annotation, molecular function: nucleic acid binding.